Calypte anna (Anna's hummingbird) is the source of this 1137-nucleotide messenger RNA. It is a transcript of the gene GPR87, whose product is annotated as G protein-coupled receptor 87. The record is from RefSeq and is a predicted model, not a curated record. Gene Ontology annotation, cellular component: membrane. The transcript has 2 exons. Gene Ontology annotation, molecular function: G protein-coupled purinergic nucleotide receptor activity. Gene Ontology annotation, biological process: G protein-coupled receptor signaling pathway. NCBI's taxonomy places the organism in Eukaryota, Metazoa, Chordata, Aves, Apodiformes, Trochilidae. Bases 67 to 1137 code for a protein of 356 amino acids.
GGAUCUUCAGCUGCCAGUGGGAAUCCUGAGAAGCACUGCAGCUGAAAACCUACAGCAACGCAAAGGAUGGGGUACAAUUUGUCUUAUGGAAAACUGUCAGAGGAUCGUCUGAGCCCAGACAACAGCAGUUCACCCAACUCCACCGCGGGCUCACCCGGGGAUGCCGCACACGACGAGUUCACCACCAUCGUCCUGCCCGUGCUUUACCUCAUCAUCUUCCUGGCCAGCCUCCUGCUGAACGGCCUUGCCGUCUGGAUAUUCUUCCACAUCAGGAACAAGACGAGCUUUAUCUUUUACCUGAAGAACAUUGUGGUUGCAGACCUCCUCAUGACACUGACCUUCCCCUUCAAGAUCAUCCAGGACUCGCAGCUGGGGCCCUGGCACUUCAACUCUUUCCUCUGCCGGUACACCACGGUCCUGUUCUACGCCAACAUGUACACCACCAUCGUGUUCCUCGGGCUCAUCAGCAUCGACCGCUACCUGAAAGUGGUCAAACCUUUCGGGGACUCCAGGAUGUACAGCAUCACCUUCACCAAGAUCUUGUCUGCCUGCGUUUGGGUUGUAAUGGCUUUCCUCUCCUUGCCGAACCUGAUCCUCACCAAUGGUUACCCAACCAGGAGGAACAUAGAUGACUGCCUGAAGCUGAAGUCCCCCCUGGGGGUCAAGUGGCACACGGCUGUCAUCUACAUCAACACCUGCAUGUUCGUAGUGGUGCUGAUAGUGCUGAUAGGAUGCUAUAUUGCAAUAUCCAGGUACAUUUAUAAAUCAAGCAAACAAUUUAUCAGCUCGUCAAGCAGAAAGAGAAAGCAUAAUCAGAGUAUAAGGGUCGUUGUGGCUGUAUUCUUCACUUGCUUUCUGCCUUAUCAUCUGUGCAGAAUACCCUUUACUUUCAGCCAUCUAGAUAAAAUUUUAGAUGACUCUGCACACAGAAUCUUAUAUUAUUGUAAGGAAAUGACACUCUUCCUUUCCGCAUGCAAUGUCUGUCUGGAUCCAAUCAUUUACUUUUUCAUGUGUAGAUCAUUCUCCCGAAGGCUGUUCAGAAAAUCAAACAUGAGAACCAGGAGUGAGAGCAUCAGAUCCCUUCAGAGCGUCAGAAGGUCAGAAGUGCGCAUAUACCAUGAAUACACUGAUGUCUGA